CUCGACCAAAAGCAAAAGGAGAGGACGUGUCUUGUCGCGCAACGCACACACGAGGCGGACGGGUGUGGCAUGCUACUGUGUGAGUGCCUUGCCGUGUCUGCCCAUCUCCUCUCUGCUGCUCUUUGUCCUCUCUCUCCGACCCACCCCCACCUCACCGGUCCGGUCGGCCAAUGCUCAUGAGUGGGGGCAAUGGGAGGGGAGGGGCGGAGUGGACAGACAGACAGACAGACAGACAGACAGACAGAAAGGGACGAGCGAGCCAGCCGAAGAGACACACUGGUGUGAACAAACACGCGGACAUUAGGGAGAGGCAGACCAUCCAUCCAUCCAUCCGUCCAUCACCGAGUACCACAGCAGACAGCACACCACACGAGAGGAAGUCCCCACCGGCCCCCCUCUAUCUAUCUGCCGCCCACACAUCCGUCCAGAGAGAAUAUGUCGGGCGGAUCGCUCCAAUAUCAGCACCGCACCACCGCCCUGCCUGACACACACCGAAUGAUAGAAGGCACACCAUUAGGUACGUCGUGUGCGCAUCUUCUGCUCGUCUCAGUCGUGUUUGAUGCAGACAUACCUCAGCUGUCUAUUGGUCUAAGAGCUCGGCCGCGAUGAUGGCCCCCAGGACCGCAUGCGCCAGCCGAGUGGUCUGCGGGAAGCGGUCCCUGAAGGCACCGCCCACACCAGCCACAGCCGACUCGGUGGUGUGGAUGCGCACAUACACUGCGAACGAAUGACAGGAGAGGACGGCAGAUUAGAGCUUGGAUUAGAGUGAGUGGUGUGCUGGGCUGGGCUGACCAUUGUCGGUGUAAUUCUCGAGGGUGAUCCACGCCACGAAGGGGUGGCCGGCGUCGGUCAGGAUGAGACGACGAGCAAAUUGGCCGAAGAGGUGGAAGCGGAAUGAUGGGGUGGUGGUGCAUUUCCCCACUGCUGUGGGGGGGGACUGUGUCAUGAGGGUGUGCAGCCGGUUGUUGUCGUCACGCCUGACCAGUAAAGACACACAUAACACACACUCGUGCGUCGUGGCAGUGCCCUGACAGAGUGAUGCCCCGCCUCACCUGUCGAUGAAACGGCUAGUUCUGUUGGUCUGGUGAGUCUCCCUGAAGUGGUCGAGGACGAUCUUCUUGACACACGACGACACAGACGAGUAGUCCCAAGGAAACACCGACCGGUCGAGCCAGCCCCCGGGCGACAAAUAGUCGAUGUUGCUGCGGACGGGCGGGUCGUGCGGCUGUCGGUGCUGCUGGUAGGGGUGGUUGGGAGGGAGGGGCGGGUCGACGUCCAGUCGGAAGCCGGGCUCGUCCUUGAUGGCCCGCCACCAUCGGCACGGCGGAAGAUCUGCAGGCGGCUGUCACCGAAGCUGAUGUGGCGGCCGACCACCAUGAGCUGCGCCAACACACGAGCUACCAAUCUAUACGCCUACACCACAGACACACACAUACAGACGAAUGAAUAAGGCCUCUCUGCUCUCCCCUGCCCCUCUGUGGGAGAUGCCGUACCGUCUUGCUUUCGUGUAGGUCGUCGGCCGUGACGAUGACCGGCAGCUCACAGCAGCCGCACUGCGCAGCCAGCUCAAUCACCUCACCCACCUCCACCCAUCUCCCCUCCUCCAUCACGUACACAGCCGCCAGCAGGUGAUACACGCUAAACUGGUCGUCAUCGAACCGCAGUAGCUGCACUUGCCGCCCAUGCACCAUCCGGUGCAGCCCUGCCUGUUCGCUGAGGGAAUGGCUGAGUCGCUGCCGCAGCUGAGGCCUCCCGCCCAGCUGCAGGUCUCCCUCAGACGCAGGAUGUCAUCGAGGCUGAGAAGGAAGAAUGUGCGGCGGCCGACGAAGAUGUACUCGAGGGGGUGCUGCUGCUGGUUGGGCUGCUGGUUGGGGGUCGUCAGACCUGCCGACAGUGAGCUGCCGCCCCCCUCAUGCUGCUGCUGUGUUGCUGCCGCAGCACCACCCGCACCAAUUGAGCCACCUGAAGGCACCAUAACACAGCACAGGACGGUCAUGACAAUGUGCAGUCCACCAACAGCAGCCGAUGCUUUCCGUACCUCCACUGUGUCCACCACCACCAGCAGCAGCAGCAGAAGGAUGGCUGAUGUCUACGCGUCUACGCUUCUCGGCGCCGAACGGACUCAUGUACUGCGGGGGCAUGCGUCCGAGUCGGAAGAGCCCACAUUGCGUCUUCGUCUCGUGUGUUGUGUCGUUACGUACCAUUGGUGGGGGCAUCGAGGCCACAUCGCCACGAGCUGUCGGAGAGCCAGCCACACCUGAUCCACACACCAGAUCACAUGUGACAUCGACAUCAGCACUGGGUCUGUGUGCGUGGCGGCUCACCAGCAAUGGGCACGGCGUGUGCCGGCUGUGCGGUGGGUAGCUGUUUGGUGAAGUCGCGGCCCUUGUUGCGGUUGUCCUUCAUCCACAGCUCCGUCAUGUCAGAGAGCUGAACCUGCAGCCAGCGGUAGAGAGAGCAGAAAAGGCACCAACAUUGAUUGCACCUACCCAGUGGAUCUUGUGUGGUCGUUGCCUGCCUGUCAUGUGUGGGUAUCUACCUGCAGUGUGUUGCAUCCGUCGUACAUGUUGCGUCCGUUGACUUGUGUGAGGGCCUGCGCGGCGUCGGUGCAGCUCUGGAACUGAAUCCACGCCUGCGCCAUCCCUGGCACCCUCCCAAACAACACUAUCUGCAACAAAUGACACACCACAGACACAUAUGACGCAAGCUGCUUUGUUGUGGUGGUGUCUGUGUCCACUGACCUUGUCGACGAAUCCGUAUCUGGAGAAGAUGCGCUCUAAUGCGUCGAUCUCGACGGCGUACUGCAAGUUGGUGACGGUGACGAGCAGGAUGCGGCAAUCGGCGCUGCGCUCCUGGUUGGUCUCCACAGACUCGGGCGUGCUGUAGCUGCCCUGGAUGGUGCACCCACGGAUCACCACACCGCCCUGACGCACCUGAGCCAGCGCAGCCGACGCAGCCGGCCCGUCCUGCUCACAUGACACAUGACAGACAUCUUGUGUAUGGUGGGUGGGUUCAUGAAGAAUGUUAUUUCCACCCUUCUCCCUCCUCCGUCCACCCUCCUCCCAUAUACCGGGAACUCUACAAGCGCCUGUCCAGCACUCGGGACGUGGAACAUCCUGAGUUCCUGCCCCAUGGUGAAUGGCGAGAAGGCCUCCUUGAUCUCCAACUCGCUGACGUCCCGCGGCAAGUUGCGAAUCAGCAGCACACGACCCGGCGGCGCGUUGAGACCCACACCCUGCCGCUUCUGAGCCGUCAUGCUGUUGUCGUGGGCAGAGGCGGCUGCCCGCCCGAGGUAGCCACGGGGAGCUGGGAGUGUGGCGGUGAGUGUGGGUGUGUGGGCAUGGUGGCAGCAGCAGCGGCCAUGGCCGGGCUGGCCUGCGAUGAGUCGAUGGACAUA
This is a messenger RNA of Vitrella brassicaformis, 3397 nucleotides long. Lineage: Eukaryota; Vitrellaceae. The record is from the annotation of a GenBank genome assembly.